Ooceraea biroi (clonal raider ant) is the source of this 3615-nucleotide messenger RNA. RefSeq names its product Organic anion transporting polypeptide 58Dc (gene Oatp58Dc). Gene Ontology annotation, cellular component: basolateral plasma membrane. NCBI's taxonomy places the organism in Eukaryota, Metazoa, Arthropoda, Insecta, Hymenoptera, Formicidae. Gene Ontology annotation, molecular function: protein binding. The record is from RefSeq and is a predicted model, not a curated record. Gene Ontology annotation, biological process: transmembrane transport; sodium-independent organic anion transport.
UCUCUAUUGCGCUUAGGCAUCUCAGUCGCGGAAGAAUAACGCUCGUUUUCGGACGCAAAUCUAUCUUUCGUGCGGAACAUUGCGCCGAAUUGCGCUCGCAGAACGAUCGGUAAUCGGUCCUUUUUAAAAGAGAGCUCCGCCGCCUCACAUCGAUUCUCCGCGUCGUCAUUCGAAUUAAAGGGAGGUCUGACCCGUAUCAGCACUAGGUGGGCCGCUCGCCGUGAAUUUUUCGCCACUCGCAGUCUGAUAAUACCGUCUGGCGUUCAAUCGGAGAUUGCUGUACAAACAUAUUGUCUUCGGUCCAAUUCAAGGCUCAAUUCUUUCCAUCGCCGUCAUUGAGUGUCCUCGUAGCAUAAAUCGUCGGGCUCCGCGCACGGUGGCCGCAUUCAACCCCCUGAUCUCCAGGCGUAGGUGUUGCCCAGGUGCGAUCGAGUCGAAACAUGGAAAACACGUGACGCCGUAAACGAUCGAGUGACAAGAACACGAGGAGCUGCAAAAGACGAAGAGCAGAUUCCGCAAGUGAGUCGGGACCUGUUAGCCGAACGGAACGGAAGCGAAAAGCGAUGCCAAGGACCGCGAGGACGACGGAGGCACAUCGGAACCGCGCGACCCGCGAUUGAGGUCACCGAGUCUGCAUCGAAGUCGCUGGUGCUAGGCGCUUGCCAGUUGCGGCCGAUCGUAGCCGACGGCUACGAGUCGAAGCGAGGAUGAAGAACAAUUCGAGCAACUCAAACCACGAGAAGAACGGGCCGGAGAACCUGAAGCUCCUGCAGGUGCCGACGACGCCGCCCGCAACGCCGUCAACCCCCACGACGCCGACCAGGGGCCUCGAGGACGUCUUCAAGGAGCUGCCGAUCACCGACGAUACGUCGUGCGGUAUAUGGUGCUUCCGCGGUCCGAUCUUGCAGAAGUUCGCCAACAAGAAGGCGUAUGUGUUUCUGUAUGGUGUUCUUGGUUGCAUAUUCUCCGCCAGUUAUGCCUACUUUAACGGUACCAUCACCACUAUUGAGAAGAGAUUCAAGAUACCAUCGAAAACGACGGGUCUCAUCACAGUGGGUAACGACAUCUCGCAGCUUUUCGUGUCCAUCGUUCUGUCGUAUUACGCAGGAAGGGGUCACAGGCCUCGAUGGAUCGCCUUCGGUAUUUACACCGUUGUACUUUUCUGCUGUCUAACGAUGUUACCGCACUUCCUCUACGGACCUGGCGAGGAUGCGCUGUCACUGACCAAAGAAUACGGGGCGAAAUCCCAAACUAUGCAAAACAUGAGCAUCCUUUCUGAAAGACAUCGAAAGUUUCUCUGCUUGAGUAAAGAAAAUCGUGGGAGGGACUGUGAGACCGAGGAUGGAAAUUUCGCGCCGCAGGUGCUUCUUUUCGUAGCCCAGCUCGUGUCUGGAAUGGGUGGCUCGCUUUAUUACACCCUCGGAGUAUCGUAUAUGGAUGAUAAUAUACAGAAGUCGAAAACGCCAGCAUUGAUCAGUUUUUCGUACUUCCUGAGGAUGCUGGGGCCCGCCAUCGGUUACGGGCUGGCCUCGUUCUCCUUGAAGUUCUACAUCAGCCCGACUCUUACUCCCACUAUCACGAUGCAAGAUCCGAGGUGGUUGGGUGCCUGGUGGCUGGGCUGGAUCAUUCUGGCCAUUCUUCUUUUCAUAUUCGCGAGCGUGAUCGCCCUCUUUCCGAAAACCUUGCCGAGAGCGGCCGCUCGCAAAGUCCUGGCCCUGGAACGUAACAGAUCAGCCGCCAGCAUCAAGGGCGAGCAAGAAUCGGAGCUACCGGCAUCGAUCGCUGACAUGUUGAGUACGUUUAAACGCUUGCUGACGAACACGACUUUGAUGUGCAACAGUCUAGCAAACGUCUUCUACUUUAUGGGCUACAUGCCGUAUUGGAUCUUCAUGCCGAAGUACAUCGAGACCCAGUACAAACAGUCGGCAUCAGUCUCGUCGUUGAUCACCGGCACGGUCGGCUUAGUGUUUAGUGCCUUUGGAAUUUUGUUAUCCGGCUUAGUCAUCUCGAAGUACAGACCGAAAGCGAGGCAUCUGGCAGCGUGGAACGUCAUGAUCGGCAUCAUAUCGGUCCUGGGAAUGAUCUCUUACGCUUUCCUCGGUUGUUCGGCAAACGAUAACCAGAUAGCGAUACAGCCGAACGGCGUUCUAAAGACGCAGCUACCCUGCAACGAGCAGUGCCAUUGCGACUACGUCACGUAUAAUCCCGUGUGCUCCGAGCAGGGGCAAACAUUCAUAUCCGCGUGUCACGCUGGUUGCCGCGGCAUGCAGCUUUUUGAUAAUGGCAGCGAGAUUUAUACGGACUGCAGUUGCGUGAAGCCGAAGUUGGCCCGCUUCUUGGCACAUCCAUUUACCAAUAUCACUUUACCAACUUUUUCUACCGAUCUACCAUCGGAAACGACCGAACCAACCAUGGAAAUUCUGGGUACAUCUAUUCCGGGUUCGUGCCCUGUUGACUGUAUGCAGAAGUUCUACAUCUUCCUGGCAGUGGUGUGCUUUUUGAAAUUUAGCGGCGCAACCGGAAGAGCGUCCAACUUUUUAGUUUCCGUAAGAUGCGUCGAGGAGAAGGACAAAACGGUUGCCAUGGGCUUCGGAUUAACGAUAAUGAGUCUCUUCGCUUUUAUACCGUCCCCCAUUCUGUUUGGAUUCAUAUUAGACAAGACCUGUCUUGUGUGGGGCAAAACGUGCUCGGGCACGGGAAAUUGCUGGCUGUACAACGGCGAGGCGCUGAGGUACUUGAUGAACUUCACCGCGGCCAGUUUCGUAACAAUUGGUACGUUAUUUGACGUGGGUGUUUGGUAUUUCGUCAAAGACGUCAAGAUUUUCGACGAGGAGAUCGAAUUGCAAGAUAUAGCUGAGGAGCCCGGCGAGACUCUUUGAGAAGUGAUUAUCGAUGACGAUCAAUAUCCCUUCCUCUCGGAACGUGCGUUACGCGAGAGGAAACUUUGAGGAUCUUUAGAAAAGAUCGAAGAAUGCGAAGCGAGCGGGAACCGACAAAUAAAGACUUUACAAGUACCUUAAGCACCUCCUUAGAUAUUUAAAGCUCAUAGAUAAACCCGACUGUUGGUAGGUCAUUCAUGGUAUUUGCAAGAGAAGGAAUCUUUUACCUUCCAUUUCCUGCGAUUAAUUAGUUUUAUUUUAUUUACGGCAAACGCUGUAACGAAUAAAGCCAUAAUUCGUUGUACGGUAUAAAUAUACGCUUUAUCGUUUAAACUUACGUUUAAAUGAAAUAUGGCGAAUCUUAAAUACCAAUCAUGUAAAAUAAAGUACAUGUAAAGUGUACGUAUAUUCCGUAUACAGUGUCAAUCGCUGUCAAUCAUGAAACAGUGAUUCAUAUUAAAAUGAAUCAUUUAUAAAGUCAAGUAAUUGUACAUAUUGUGGUUAUAUUUCGAAUUACUAACUGAGUAAGGAAUUGUAACUUAUCUACUCAUAAUAUAGGUACAUAUAAAUCUAUUCGCUGUAUUCAAAUUAUCUUCAUUUGAAAUCUUUGUUUCUCAAGGCAUUAUUUAAGAAGAAUUUGUUAAUAAAAAUCAUUCUUAGCGGAUAAGUAGACGAAAUAAUACACAAAAUUAAUAUAGAAUACAUUUUAAUUGCAUAAUAAAUAUCAAAAAAAUAA